CUCUCUCUCUCCCUAAAAAAAAAAAAAAAAAAUUCCUUUUAUUAUAUUUCUCUCUCUUCCCCUCUCUCUCUCUCUAUCUCUCCCCUUUCUCUCCUUGACAGCACGAUCGACAGCGCUCGGAUCGAAUUCCGACCAGAGAAACAAAACCCUAAAAUCUCUCCAUCUCUCUCCAAUUUCAAUUCCUCCCAAACCCAAAAAAAAAAAAAAAAAAACCCACAAAAGCUUUUUGCUUUUUCUGCAAGAAUUCGAUACCAAAGCAAAACGCACACUUCGUUCUUCGCCGUCGAUUGCGUUCGUCCCCAAAAAAAACACUAGGGUUUUUAUCGCCGUCGUAAUAAUCACCUCGAUUAUUUUCCGUUUCGUUUCGUCGCCGAUUCAGGUUCUUUGUUUUUCUCAAAUUCCUAUCCAUUUUCUUUUGAUCCUUAUUUUGCAAACCCUAGUUUUUUAUUAGCUUAGCUUAGAAAUCCCCAAAAAAUAAAAAAAUAAAAAAAAGAGAGACAAAAUUUGAUUGAUUCUUUUAUCUUUGUAGAUAUAUUCGAUUAACGGCGUCGUUUUUUUUUUUUUUUUUGAUUCCAUUUUUAGCUGAUUUGUAGGUUCCUUACAAGAAACUCUGUGAAAUUUUUGGUGCGUUGUUUUAGUUUGUCAUCUAAAAUCGAGGGUUUCGUUGUUAGAUUAGAAUUAGAUCUUCCACUUCACAAAGUUUUGAUUUUGAUUUUGAAUUAUUUUUUUGUUUCUCUGAAAAGAAAAAAAAAAAAAGAAGAAAUUUAGGGUUUGCUUUUGCUUUGUUGGAUUUGCAGAGAGAGAGAGAGAGAGAGAGAGAGAGAGAGAGAGAGAAAGAGAGAGAUUGGGUUUAGGUUGUGUGUGUAUAUACAAUGGCCUUGAACUUUUCGCAUCGACCAAUCUUUCCGGCGCAUCUGGCUGAGGACAAUUUGGUUGCGCCAAUGAGGAUUGCUAAUGGGUAUCUUGUUGAGGGAGUUUCGGAGAGGAAUGGAGAUGGGUUUGGGAGGUCGUGGAUUUCUAGCCGCGAUGUUGAGGAUCGGUUUGAUUAUGGAAGGGAUAGGUGUGAUAGGAGUGGGUCGCAGGAGUCUGUUUCGAAUGAUGUUCUUGAUCUGUUGCCUUCGGAUCCGUUUGGUAUGGACAUAAGUACCACUUUUACGGCCAUCACGGGUUGGCUGGAGGACUUUCAAGCUGAUUAUGGUGGGUAUGGCGGGAAUGAGGUUGGGACAAGUGAUGGGAGUUAUCAGUUAUUUGCGGGGUUGAAUUUUAUUUGGAAUAAUGCUUUGAAGUACCAGAGUUUUUCGGGGAAUAUGGGGGUUGAUUAUAGGUUUGAUGUAGCGGGUGGAAUUGGGGGGUGUUCUGGGAAGAUGGAAGUUGGUGAUACAUCUUGCCGUGGUGGUUUUGGAUCAGAUUGUAACGUGGAUGGUAUUCUGGGUUUGGGCAAUGAAACUCCGGGAGUUUCUGGCCAACAAAGUGAAGCUUGUCCUAAAGGUAAUGGGAUUUGUUCUGUUGGAGAUAGCGGAGCUCCUCAUGGGGCUUUGAAUUUUGCCCUUGGUUAUCUGGGUUUGCGGGAUCUUCUUCUUGUUGAAACUGUUUGCAGAUCUCUUCGUUCUACGGUUCGAGGCGACCCUCUUUUGUGGAGGAGUGUACACAUUGAUCAACCUUUGAAUGAGAAGAUUACUGAUGAAGUUCUUUUGCAAUUGACUAAUAGGGCUCAAGGUAGUCUUCAAUGCCUGAGCCUGGUGGAGUGCCCAAGGAUCACUGAUGAUGGUCUAAAACGUGUGCUUGAUAGUAACCCUAGGCUAACCAAGUUGAGUGUGCCUGGGUGUACAAGACUCAGCAUUGAGGGUAUUGUGAGUUGCCUAAAGGCUUUCAAGUCUGUGGGCACUCUAGGAGUGAAGCAUUUACGAAUCGGUGGACUUUAUGGUGUAACACAGAAGCAUUUUGAAGAUUUGAAGUUUUUGUUGGGCAUGAAUGAUAAUAUGCAGCAGAAUGCCCGCAAGCCACAUUUCUAUCACAGAGGAAAUUUUUAUCUGUCCUGUGAUGAUGAUCGUUUGAUUGAUAUUGAAAUGUGCCCAAGAUGUCAGAACAUGAGGCUUGUUUAUGAUUGCCCGGCUCAGGGUUGUCAAGGGAAAGAGCAUGCAACUCAGGUAUGCAGGGCAUGCACGCUUUGCAUACCACGGUGUGUGCAGUGUGGUCGGUGCAUUAAUGACAGUGAAUAUGAGGAAACAUUUUGUUUGGAGUUGCUUUGCUCAGAUUGUUUGAACCAGCUACCAAAGUGUCAGGAGAGGCAUGAUAGAAAGUUUGGCCCCUCUAAGCCUGCUCUUCUACAUGAACAGAGUCAUAGCUUUUCUCUUUAUGGCUAGAGAUGGAUAUCUGUGUAUGUCUACUGGUUUCACAUUGGGGAUGAGAUAUAGCAAGAGUGGUCAUCUGGAUUGCUAUCAUGAAUAUAUGUAAGGCAGCUUAGAAGAGUAUGUUUCCAUUUCUUUCUCAGUAUGUCCUGAGUCAGUUGACUGUCGGGUUCUGCCUGUGGGUGGACUUCAACGUUGGCUGGAUGCAUUUGGUAUAUUCUGAGUAUGGAGUUAAUGUCUGUAUUGAUAUGGAGGGAAAGGGUGAAAAAAGAAAAAGGAAAGAAAUAAAUAGAAAAUGUAAAGAAUAUUAUGAAGAAAUUCUCUGCAUGAAUUCCAAGAUGAUCUUAUUGUUGUAGGUGGUUCUCGUGAAUAAAUCUGAUUAGUGCAUCGAUUUGUACUUGGAUAUUCAGAAGUGUCAGUGAGUAGGUGCAGAAGUGGGAUUUGAUAUUUCAGCACCGUCUUGCAGGGAGUACAAGAUGUUGUAGAGAACAAAGUAAAAAGAAAGAUGACUCGUCUGUUAUAUGAUAUUGGUAGUCAUUCUUCAAUAACUUGAAUGCUGCAUCGGGGAAGGAAGCAGUGAUAUUUAUCUGAUAGCAGUGAAAUGGGAUGUCCUUUUGGUCUCUCAGUCACCCAAGGAUGUUUAAUGGUUAAUCUUCCUGCCAUUCUUAUGUAUGUGAUACAGACCGUUGUUGGAGCUGUAUUUUCUGUGACAAACGGCUAUAAAUAAUGGAGCCUCUUUUUUGCAGGAGGAUAUCUCUUGUUUGAGCUGGGAAGUCUUAACAAACUGUGUGCUUUGGGCUCUAAUAUAUCUCCAUUCUCAUUUAUUAUUAUUUUCUGGCUCCUAGUCCUGGGUUUCCUUCCUCGAUUGUAGAAGUAACAGUUAAUUUUUACCUUCCACGGUGAUUGUUAUUUUUCAUUACAGAUGGCCAUUGUACUUUAUGUUUCUUCCCAUUGGAUGAAGAUUUUUGUCGGGCUCAGUUAUAGUUGUGAAACUGUGUAAGUUUAGAUUCUCAUGCCAAAAGUGCUCUUGUUUCUUUCUCUUGAAAGAUGUCAGUUUUUGGCAUGUAGCUAGAAGUAUUGAACACUAGUCAUUUAUUAAAUUGAAUGUUUAACAAUUCUACUUAAGCAAUAAGCAUCUAUUAUUGACA
Molecule: messenger RNA, 3496 nt
Organism: Quercus robur (English oak)
Lineage: Eukaryota; Viridiplantae; Streptophyta; Magnoliopsida; Fagales; Fagaceae
Product: F-box protein SKIP14
Exons: 2
Coding region: 873-2363 (496 amino acids)
Cellular component (GO): cytoplasm
Molecular function (GO): protein binding
Source: RefSeq, a predicted model, not a curated record